Aegilops tauschii subsp. strangulata is the source of this 526-nucleotide messenger RNA. RefSeq names its product protein WIR1B. The record is from RefSeq and is a predicted model, not a curated record. Lineage: Eukaryota; Viridiplantae; Streptophyta; Magnoliopsida; Poales; Poaceae.
CGGGCCUUCUUCGAACAGCAAGCAUCAGAGCAGGAUAGCAGACGUGCACAACUAGCUUUCGAAGCCUCGCUCGAAACACACCAGCAUGGCGUCCCACAGUGCUGCCGGCCGUCGUCCCACGGCGCUCGUGCAUAUCGCUCUCUUCGUCGCCAUCGCCGCGGUCAUCAUCAACAGCUCCGUCUGUCUUGGAGCCGCCGUCCACGACGCCGCCACCUCAGGCACCGGUGCUCUCGACCCUAACGUCCCUGCUGUUCCGACGCCGGGCGGUGCCGGUCAACCCUACACCGGCCGUGGGUGCCGCACAGUUUAUGGAUGUAAACCACCGGCGGGUAGCCAGCCCUAAUUACAUCCGCGCGCAGACCCCAUCUCCCAGACACAAUGCUUGCGAGGAUCCAUCGAUAUAUGUAAUUGGUUAGCACAAGUUAAUCUACUGUCACGCACCACCUUAUGUACACGGUAAUACCGUCUCGUGAUGUACUUGUACCUACUUAAACUCGAAUAAAUCUGGAUUGUUGCAUGUCUGAAA